This is a messenger RNA of Leucoraja erinaceus (little skate), 2311 nucleotides long. Its product is annotated as protein phosphatase inhibitor 2-like. The record is from RefSeq and is a predicted model, not a curated record. Gene Ontology annotation, molecular function: protein phosphatase inhibitor activity. The coding region runs from base 657 to 1301 and encodes 214 amino acids. NCBI's taxonomy places the organism in Eukaryota, Metazoa, Chordata, Chondrichthyes, Rajiformes, Rajidae. Gene Ontology annotation, biological process: regulation of signal transduction. The transcript is spliced from 7 exons.
UGCUACCGAUUUUUCUUUCCUUUAUAACUCUUGCUCUUGCUUUUUCUCGCAACUAAAACUUUGCACAAGACUGGUCGGCCCAAUUAUCAGCCAGCCAGCCCCCUUUGGGUUUUUUCGUGCGUCCAGAAUUUACCCAGCAAAAGGUGCAAUCUUCUCGCAAAGGUCCAUGCAACGAGUGUAAAGUUUUGCAUUGCAGCUUUAAACGGAUGGGUGAGUCCACCACCACCACCAACACCCAGAUACCAGGUCUCCAGCUCUCUGCUGCCAACUCUUGAAGACCAGGUGAGGUCCCUUUAAAAGGGUCUUUGUUUCCAUUUCGUUGAGUCACCGGUGACGUCACAACUCUGCCCCAUUGUAUGACGUCAUUGAGAGAGAGGAGGCGGGGCUGCCCUCGGCCCCGCCCACCCCACCCAGCUGGCUGGGGCGGGGCUUCAAGCCAGGGCAAUGAGUGCCUUGGGUUCCCAAUGGAGCAAGCCUAGGAAGACCAAGGGAAGGUCCUGAUCCACCAUCCCCACCCAGAUCCAGAAUUCCUUCAGAGCCCAAGGAGAUUCCCCCUCUCCCCUUCCCUCUCCUCCUUCCCCUCCCCCUCGGAGCCCGGCCCGCUGCCACCGCGCUCUCUCUCUCUCUCUCCCUACCUCCCUCCACCUCUGCGGGCCAUGGACAAACCGGUCAAGAGCAUACUCAAGAAGGUCAGCAGCUCCGACUUGGUGAAAGGGAGGAGGCUUUCAGAGGAUGACAGUCAAAAAAAAUCACAGAGCUGGGAUGAGAUGAACAUAAUAGCCACCUAUAAACCCGUGGGGAAGGAUUAUGGCCAUAUGACAAUCAAUGAAGCAAAGACUCCUUACAGGCACAACGAAGACGACGAGGCUGGAAGCAGCACGGGUCCCGGUUUCAACAUGGAGGAGCUGAGAGCAAGGAUGGGAGCAUUGUCCACCACAACACCGCACAAGGGCAAGAAAGAGAAGCCGAGUGCUAAAAUCACGGACGCUGAUGACGAUGACCUCACUCAGGCUGACCAAGAAAAGAAACGGCAGUUUGAAAUUCGACGGAGGCAGAUUUACGAUGAGGGGCGGAACAUAAAGCGGGCGCGGGAACUGAUCGCCCGGGAGGAUCAGGAUGACCACGAGGAUUCCGACUCCGUACACGAUGAGGGGUAUAAGUACAGGGAGCAAGAUGAUCAGCAGAUUUACCCAGGUAACACCAGACUCAACCUGGUUCUGACUGUCAGUGUCGUCUUGACCGUCGGAGUCUUAAUCUAUGCUGCUUUGGCUAUCAGUCUGUGGUACUGGUCCACGGAAUGAACUGCAAUAUAGUGGAUGCUUCAAUAAAGUUUAAACAAAUAGAUGGUGGGACUUACUUAAAUCCAGCAUAGAUUCAUGUACUUAAAACCGGCUGAACUUAGACAGCUGCACGGAUAGGACAAGUUUGGAGGGAUAUGGACCAAAUACAGGCAGGUGGGACUAGUGUAGCGGGGACAUGUUGGCCGGUGUGGGCAAGUUGGGCCGAAGGGCCUGUUUCCACGCCGUAUCACUCUAUUACAUAGAAAUUAGGUGCAGGAGUAGAGGCCAUUCGGCCCUUCGAGCCUGCACCACCAUUCAAUAUGAUCACGGCUGAUCAUCCAACUCAGUAUCCCAUCCCUGCCUUCUCUCCAUACCCCCUGAUCCCUUUAGCCACAAGGGCCACAUCUAACUCCCUCUUAAAUAUAGCCAAUGAACUGUGUGGCCUCAACUACCUUCUGCGGCAGAGAAUUCCACAGAUUCACCACUCUCUGUGUGCGAAAAAUGUUUUCCUCAUCUCGGUCCUAAAAGAUUUCCCCCUUAUCCUUAAACUGUGACCCCUUGUUCUGGACUUCCCUAACAUCGGGAACAAUCUUCCUGCAUCUAGCCUGUCCAACCCCUUAAGAAUUUUGUAAGUUUCUAUAAGAUCCCCCCUCAAUCUUCUAAAUUCUAGCGAGUACAAACCGAGUCUAUCCAGUCUUUCUUCAUAUGAAAGUCCUGACAUCCCAGGAAUCAGUCUGGUGAACCUUCUCUGUACUCCCUCUAUGGCAAGAAUGUCUUUCCUCAGAUUAGGAGACCAAAACUGUACGCAAUACUCCAGGUGUGGUCUUACCAAGACCCUGUACAACUGCAGUAGAACCUCCCUGCUCCUAUACUCAAAUCCUUUUGCUAUGAAAGCUAACAUACCAUUCGCCUUCUUCACUGCCUGCUGCACCUGCAUGCCUACUUUUAAUGACUGGUGUACCAUGACACCCAGGUCUCGUUGCAUCUCCCCUUUUCCUAAUCGGCCACCAUUCAGAUAAUAAUCUACUUUC